UCCAAGGUUCGUCUCGGCCCGUGCAGACGUGCAGAGCGAUUUUUCCAGUGUGCAGUGCUUGAAAAACAGGAAGGAGUGGAGUGUGAAAAUCGGCAGCCAUUAGCGGCUAGGACUGAAUUGUACAAAUUUUAUUCCAAAUAGAGUGUAAUUUUCUGCCGGCUAGUGGAGAACAGCUUUCCCAUUUUCGGUAAAUCCUACGAGUAACCGUGGACCUAGUGCGCAGGGGCGAACCAGAUCUCAGUUAGUGUCGUUUUUGUUGCAUAAAGCAGAAUGGGUAAGGAGAAGAUUCAUAUUAACAUCGUCGUCAUCGGACAUGUCGAUUCCGGCAAGUCCACCACGACUGGUCAUCUGAUCUACAAGUGCGGUGGUAUCGACAAGCGUACCAUCGAGAAGUUCGAGAAGGAAGCCCAGGAAAUGGGCAAGGGCUCGUUCAAGUACGCCUGGGUUCUGGAUAAGCUGAAGGCUGAGCGGGAACGUGGUAUUACCAUCGAUAUCGCCCUGUGGAAGUUCGAAACCGCCAAGUACUAUGUCACCAUCAUCGAUGCCCCUGGACAUCGUGAUUUCAUCAAAAACAUGAUCACCGGAACAUCGCAGGCUGAUUGUGCCGUGCUGAUCGUUGCCGCCGGUACUGGUGAGUUUGAAGCCGGUAUCUCCAAGAACGGCCAAACUCGCGAGCAUGCCUUACUGGCCUUUACCCUGGGCGUCAAGCAGCUGAUCGUUGGUGUUAACAAGAUGGACUCGACCGAGCCCCCAUACCACGAGGCCCGCUUCGAGGAAAUUAAGAAGGAAGUCUCGUCUUACAUCAAGAAGAUCGGUUACAACCCGGCUUCGGUUGCGUUCGUCCCGAUUUCCGGCUGGCACGGCGAUAACAUGCUUGAAGCUUCGGACAAGAUGCCAUGGUUCAAGGGAUGGGCCAUUGAGCGCAAGGAAGGCAAGGCUGAAGGCAAAUGUUUGAUUGAAGCCCUCGACAACAUUUUGCCCCCGUCACGCCCCACCGACAAGGCUCUGCGUCUGCCGCUGCAGGAUGUGUACAAAAUUGGCGGUAUCGGAACGGUACCAGUCGGUCGUGUCGAAACCGGUAUCCUGAAGCCUGGUAUGGUGGUUGUAUUCGCCCCUGUCAACAUCACCACUGAAGUCAAGUCGGUGGAAAUGCACCACGAGGCACUCCAGGAGGCCCUGCCCGGCGACAACGUCGGCUUCAACGUCAAGAACGUCUCGGUCAAAGAGUUGCGUCGUGGAUACGUUGCUGGUGAUUCCAAGGCCAGCCCACCGAAGGGUGCCGCUGAUUUCACCGCUCAGGUCAUUGUCCUGAACCACCCCGGCCAAAUCGCCAAUGGAUACACUCCGGUUCUCGAUUGCCACACCGCUCAUAUUGCGUGUAAGUUCGCCGAAAUCAAGGAGAAGUGCGACCGUCGUUCCGGCAAGGUCACCGAGGAGAAUCCCAAAUCCAUCAAGUCCGGUGAUGCGGCCAUCGUCAACCUGGUGCCAAGCAAGCCGCUGUGCGUCGAAAGUUUCCAGGAGUUCCCACCGUUGGGACGUUUCGCCGUGCGCGACAUGCGUCAGACGGUCGCCGUCGGGGUCAUUAAAUCUGUAAACUUCAAAGAGGCCACCGGUGGUAAAGUAACCAAAGCCGCCGAGAAGGCCCAGAAGAAGAAAUAACUAGAGACACAGGAACAUCCGAAUACAGUAGUAGUGGUAGCCAAUAGCACUGCUAGCAAGAACAUCACUAGUUUUGCCACUACUACUACAAAGAUAAAACCAAAACAAUUCUCAACAUUAUUAUUAUUGAAUAAUGAUGCCCGAAUGUGGACUUUUAUUGAGUGCGCAAUCCGGUCAACGGUUGGCUUCAAUAGAAAUCAUCCAUUAUUAUUAAAUAAUAAUUUAAGAAAUAAUAUUAAUCUUAAACUACAACUUAAAAAUAAUCGUAAUAAUUUAAAGAAAACUUACAAAAAAAUUCAGGCCGGCUGGUGCAUAGAGGAUUUUAUUGGUAACUUUGCUAAAAUAACCACAGCAGAAACAACAACAACAACACGUUCAUCAUCAUUGCCAUCAACCCUAUUGUCUUGCUUCAAUCAGCUGACUUCCGUGUCGUCCCUAUCAUCUGUUCUUGCCUCUAACUCCCAAAUGAACAAUAGCAGCAGCAAUGGUCACUACCCAUCUCCAUCGUCAACAUCAUCUGCAAAGAAGACUAAUUUAUUCUACCACCAUAGAAAAGCAUUUCGAAGGAAAGAAGAUUACGCCAACAAUUUGGAACGAACAAAAGCCGCCAACAUUUCCAUUGCGAUCGCCAUCUGCACUACUGUUGAGUAUCUUCUUCUCUCCAUUAUCUCCAACACUCUGCUCCUCAUACUCACUACUACUACUACUACUACUGCUAGUUUAGUUCGUUCUACUAAUUUCGCGACCAUGUGGUCAUGAUACGAUCGUAUGAUACCAAAGAUUAUGAAAUGAUUUUAACUUUUAAGUCACACAUUACUGUGUUUUAGGCAUAAUAAUUCUAUGUAGUUUUUAAAAGACAUCAUCUACAUUAUGUUCCCAGUGAUCAUUUGCUGAUGAGAAAAGCGAGAGAGAACUAAAUAAAGAGUGAUUUAUUACGGAGAUGGACGAGAAAUUGGCUGAUUGUUUUCUGCAAACAAUUUAUGUGAUAUCUACCGAUCUUAUUUUCAACGAAGAGGAACCCGAAAAUAUGAUUUUCAAACUGAUGGAACUGAAGCAUAAAAGACACCCGUUCCUUUCUUGCAUGGCAAACAAAAAAAAUUAUGCUGCGCUAAAUGUGGCUUUUCAAAAUCAUCGUGUCUAUCAAUUUCACGCACAUUUUCUUCAAGUGUCGAACCUUGAUCGUGUUCAGAGCAGUGUGCAACGCACCACUCGAGACCAGAUCCAGAGGAUGCACUUUUUCAUCAACCAUACAAUGCUCACGUUCAUAAUACAGACAAAAAACACAAUUACACAAGAACAGAUAAUUUUUCGUAAAGAAAAUUCAAACGUCAAAGAAACCAUACGCAUGGAUACAACAAUGUGCAAGCAAGCAUACUAAAUGAAAAAAUACUACUAUUAAAAAUGGGAAAAAUGCCAAUAAAAAUCAAGAUAAGGCUUGAAAA
Messenger RNA from Armigeres subalbatus, 3101 nucleotides. It is a transcript of the gene eEF1alpha2, whose product is annotated as elongation factor 1-alpha. The record is from RefSeq and is a predicted model, not a curated record. Bases 271 to 1659 code for a protein of 462 amino acids. Lineage: Eukaryota; Metazoa; Arthropoda; Insecta; Diptera; Culicidae. Gene Ontology annotation, molecular function: GTP binding; GTPase activity; translation elongation factor activity. The transcript has 4 exons. Gene Ontology annotation, biological process: translation; translational elongation.